AUGAAUAAGGUGAAGAAGCCUUUUGAGAUUGCAGGUAGAAGCUUAAUCGACUUGGUCUUCUCUUGGUCUCUUAGGAAUGUUCUCGACAGAGAUCUUCACAAACACCAGAUGACCAAAAUUCCAGAGACAUUUUCGACAGUGGCGAGUUACAUGAAGUCAUUCAUUCCUUCACUUAUUGAGGAAACACAUGCUGAUUUACUCUCAAACGUUUCGGCAAUUUCGCAGGCACCUAUUUGUGAGAUUCUAACUGUCGAAACUUCUAAGCACCAUAGGCCUCCCAAAGACUUGUUUUAUGAAAUUAAAGUUAGGAAGACGAUUGCGGCCGAAAGUAAUGCAGGAAAAUAUGAGCCAGCGGUUGGAGAUAUCUUUGUCUUGACAAAUAUUAUACCAAAAUGCAUUGAUGAUUUGAACAGGCCUACAAAUUUCUAUCUUAUUGCAUAUGUUCUCGGAUCAAAAGAUGACAGCUCAGACAAGCUCCCAAUACUCUCAUCAAAGCCUAUCAGUGGAGAAGGAUACAAGCAAAUAAUAAAGAGCAAGAGAGAAACACUGUUUGCUGUCUAUUUGAUGAACAUGAGCACAAAUGUUCAUGUAUGGAAAGCAUUGAACUCAGAAGAGACAAACACCAAUAUCAUUAAGAAUGUGCUGCAAGUGCAACCCAAUUCAUCAGAUGGGGAGAAUUCUUGCACAACCUGUUUUUCCAAAGACAUGUGCUCCCCUGACCUUUCUACAAAAUGGCCCACAAUGUGCUCUGAUCUAAAUGAUUCCCAAAAGGCUGCAGUUUUAAACUGUAUCAGUUUGAGUAAGUGUCAUCACCAUAAUGCUGUAAAACUAAUAUGGGGUCCUCCUGGAACUGGAAAAACCAAGACAAUCGGUACGACACUCUUUGUCCUCCUUAAGUUGAAGUGCAGAACACUAACAUGUGCGCCAACCAAUAUUGCCGUGUUAGAAGUUACGGCACGACUCUUGAGGUUGGUUAAUCAGACUCCUGAAUAUGGAAAGUAUGGACUAGGAGAUAUAAUUCUAUUUGGGAAUGUGGAGCGGAUGAAGAUCGAUAAUUAUAAUGACCUUUUUGAGGUAUUUCUUGAUAGUCGUAUUAGUAUUCUGUCCAAAUGUCUUGCCCCUUUGUCUGGUUGGAAACAUUGGUUAGCAUCCAUGAUACGUUUACUUAAGGAUCCAGAGAAACUCUAUUCCUUGUAUUUAGAGGAAAAGAGGGAACAGCACAAAAAGAAUGAUGAGGACGAUGAAGAAACUGAUAAUAGCGGCCCAACAAGUGACAAUGAGAGUUAUCUUUUGACGUUUGAGGAGUUUGUGAAGAAAAAAUUUGAUUACUUUAGCGAGCAUCUGAAAACUUGUAUGGUAAACUUGUACACCCACUUGCCAACAUCUUGCAUUUCACUAGAGGUGGUAAGGGACAUGAUUAUAGUUUCGGAUUUGCUUCAGUUGAUUAAAUCUAUAUUGCAUCGGGACGGUGUUGCUAAUGAAAGCUCUGCACAAUUGCACACUGAAGGAAUGGCACCUCUGGAAAUGUUAGUGAUUGACGAAGCAGCUCAGCUGAAAGAAUGUGAGUCAGCAAUUCCUUUACAACUACCUGGUCUUCGCCAUGCUAUUCUCAUAGGAGAUGAGAGGCAACUCCCUGCUAUGGUUAAAAGCAAGCUCUCUGAGAAUGCUGAAUUUGGAAGAAGUUUGUUCGAAAGACUUGUACUGCGAGGCCACAAGAAGCUCCUUCUUAAUGUCCAGUAUAGGAUGCAUCCAUCAAUCAGCAGGUUUCCGAAACAGGAGUUCUACAACAAUCAGAUAUUAGAUGGUCCAAAUGUCAGUGAAGUAAUCUAUGAGAAGUCCUUCAUUGAGGGCAGAAUGUACGGGCCAUACUCCUUUAUAAAUGUAGCCAAUGGAAAAGAAGAAUUUGAUCUCGGGCAUAGUCUGAAAAACAUGGUUGAGGUUGCUGUUGUAUAUGAGAUAGUUUCAAGCCUUUACAAAGAAUUUACUCGAACAAAAAAGAAGGUUAGUGUUGGGGUAAUAUCACCUUACAAAGCUCAAGUUAAUGCAAUUCAAUUGAGACUCAGAAACUACAGUGAAGUUUCUGGCAAAGAUUUCUCUGUAAGUGUGCGAUCUGUUGAUGGAUUCCAAGGUGGUGAAGAGGAUGUGAUAAUUAUCUCCACUGUCAGAUGUAAUGGGAAUGGAUCUAUAGGUUUCCUCUCCAAUCGUCAGCGAGCAAAUGUGGUUCUAACUCGUGCCAGGCAUUGCCUUUGGAUAUUGGGGAAUGAAGCGACUUUGACUAACAGUAACUCACUUUGGAAGAAUCUAAUUCUUGAUGCGAAGAAACGCGAUUGUUUCUAUAAUGCUGAUGAGGACAAUAACUUAGCUCAGGCUAUUGCAGCAGCCCUUCUAGAGCAUAACCAACUACAUACUCUGCUUGAUGCUGAUUCUCUGCUGUUCAAAAAUGCAAAAUGGAAGGUUUGGUUUGCCAACGAAUUUAGGAAUUCAAUAGAAGAAAUUAAAGACACCGAGAUUCGACAGGACGUAAUUUCUUUAAUAAAAAAGCUUUCUAAUGGUUGGCGCCAAUCUCAGAAUGAUAAAGUGAUUAUAGGCCAUGGUGGGACUUCUGCUGAAUUGCUAGAGACGUAUGAAGUCAAUGAGUUGCUGUAUCUCAUUUGGAGCGUAGAAAUUCACAAGCAGAACUCAGAUUUUGUCCAGGUUAUGAAGAUUUGGGACAUUGUCCCACUUUCUGAUAUUCCUAAACUUACAGAGCGCCUUGACAUCAUCUUUGGGAAUUACACUGUCGAUAAGAUGAACCGUUGCAAACACAGAUGUUUUGAUGGGGUCAAUGUUGUUCCAAAUAGAUGGCCAGCAGAUUCGAGCAGCUGCGACGAAGCUGAUCCAACGAACGAGUGGAACCAAGGGCACCGGAUCGAGGCCAAGAUGAAUGAGUGGAACCAAGGGCACCGGAUCGAGGCCAAGAUGACUUUGGUAAAUGCUAACAAUUUUGAACUUUAA
This is a messenger RNA of Prunus armeniaca (apricot), 2994 nucleotides long. Lineage: Eukaryota; Viridiplantae; Streptophyta; Magnoliopsida; Rosales; Rosaceae. The record is from the annotation of a GenBank genome assembly.